AUUGCAGAACACCAGCAAUGUAAAGGAACUGUCCUCUGAUAUCCGCUCUGAUGAUAUCACCCCUAUCCGGAGACUUGUAAAGGGAGAUAAGAUAGUAUCUUAGAUACCCGUACUAUAAGGGAGAGUACAGUCCUGCUAGCUGCUUUAACUUGGUGUGUCUCUGUGAACGUGUAGAGGGUCAGUUUCGGAGUGGUGGUAGAGUUAAGUUGUAGAUGCAGUGCACAAAAUGUGUUGUCGUCGGAGACGGAUUUGUAGGCAAGACGGCGUUGGUGGGAGUCUUCAGUAACAAAGAAUACAAAGAAACAUACGUUCCUACUAUAUUUGAUAAUAAGAUUGUCGGUAUUCAGUACAAGCAAACAUGGAUAAACCUUGGAGUGUUCGAUACUGCCGGACAAGAAGAAUACGAUAAACUAAGGCCCAUGGCGUACACGGACACUGAUGUUUUUAUUGUGUGUUUCUCAAUGGUUGACAGAGAUUCCUUGGAGAAUAUUCUCAACAAAUGGGCUCCUGAGUUAGAUAAGUAUUGUCCGAAAGCAAGACGGCUUUUGGUCGGGACGAAAGUAGAUUUGUGGACGAAUAGUGAGUAUAGCGGCAGAGCUAUAUCGCAAGAAUAUAUCGACGAAAUAGCUAAUCAAAUAGGAGCUGUAGACUUCCUAGCAGUGUCAGCACUAGAACAGCAGGGUGUGGAGGAGGUGUUUCAGAGAGUAGCCGAGAUUGCCUUGGAGCUGGGGGAGCCGGAGAAAAAGAAGAAGUCAGAGUGCUCCGUUAUGUAGAAACAACCAACAGUUUGGAAGACAAAAGCAAAACCCUUGUGGUUUGGUGCGAGACAGAAGUUAAAUUGCAAGGGUUGGGAUCGCGACAGAAGCUGAACGAUUGGGGUUAUGGGCAGGACACAAAUAAAAUGGUUGUGUUCUACGGUUAAAUAACUGGUUACAGUACUGGUUACAGUACUGGUUACAGUACUGGUUACAGUACUGGUUACAGUACUGGUUACAGUACUGGUUACAGUACUGGUUACAGUACUGGUUACAGUACUGGUUACAGUACUGGUUACAGUACUGGUUACAGUACUGGUUACAGUACUGGUUACAGUACUGGUCGAACAACUGGAUCGUGGUGGGUUGAGUAAAACUUGUUUGAUAAGUCUUCAAUGAUCAUUAUAUUUGAGAAUGGUUCCCUCAAAGGGCUGGUUUAAUUAUGCUUUGAUAGGACUGCUGCUGAGGAGGGGCCUGGGACACUGACACUCCCAUCCUUUACUUUACACGAUUGCUUGUGUCAAGAGUUAGUUUUAAGAUGAAUAUAAGAACGAUUUGAGGAAUUGUGGGGGGAAAUGUGAUUUUAUUUUUGACGAGUUUGAUACAUCUUUGAGUGAUAUGCUUUGAUUUUCUAACAUAAAUAUCAUCCCGAGACCUUUUUUAUGACUGCAUCAGUUUGAAAUCUGCCAAAGUCGUCAACAACUAUUUUGUUAUUUAACUUAAAGCUUCUUUUUUCAUGAUUUCAUGUUUUUGAAUUUUUGUCCUUUGCUCGCUAUGUAUUUUAUUUUCCACUGGCACCGCCUGAAAUUUAAUUUAACAUCCGAUAUAAUUAAAAAACUGGGGAGAUGGAUUUAUAUUCAUCAUUGUGACAGUAUCAUUGCAAUGACCAAAUAAUGUAAUCGCUGUAUUUAUUAUUAAGUGUUGAUAAAUGAAGUACACCAAAUGAAAACAACUGAACUGCUGCCAAACAAAAACGCUGUAUUGUAUGGUUUAACAAGCCAAUCAAUUAAAUGAAUACAUCGCAAUUAACAUUAAAUAUCUAUAAUAAACAGAUUGGUAUUGUGUUCGUUUGCUUUACCAUGUUUGAUGAUGGAUAUUUCAAAAAGAACUAAA
This is a messenger RNA of Bolinopsis microptera, 1868 nucleotides long. RefSeq names its product cell division control protein 42 homolog. Bases 213 to 773 code for a protein of 186 amino acids. Gene Ontology annotation, molecular function: GTPase activity; GTP binding. The record is from RefSeq and is a predicted model, not a curated record. Gene Ontology annotation, biological process: small GTPase-mediated signal transduction. The transcript is spliced from 5 exons. Lineage: Eukaryota; Metazoa; Ctenophora; Tentaculata; Lobata; Bolinopsidae.